Molecule: messenger RNA, 2247 nt
Organism: Hydra vulgaris (swiftwater hydra)
Lineage: Eukaryota; Metazoa; Cnidaria; Hydrozoa; Anthoathecata; Hydridae
Product: zinc finger MYM-type protein 1-like
Molecular function (GO): protein dimerization activity
Source: RefSeq, a predicted model, not a curated record
AGUAAGUAUAAAUAAUGAAAUUGUUUAUGAAUUAUUAGCUUGCGAGUAAUUUUUUAUUUUAAAAUUUUAGACAAAUAGAAACUGUCAGCAGCAAUCAAUGGAGAGUACUCAUAAUAAAGAAAAAAAUGUUUUUAAAACUCAUAAUAAUAAGAAACCAUCUGGUGCUCAAUACAGAAAACGUAAAGCAGAAAAAGUUGAUAAUUUGAAGAAAAAUUAUAAAAAACUUGAAAAUUUUUUUACAUCGGAAAAUAGUGAUUGUAAUAAAAUAAAAGAAGGAGAAAAUGUUGCGCAUGUACUAGUGAUACAUCAACCAGCGAUGAAGAAGACGGAAUAGUGUCAGUUGGAAAUGUUCACUACGAUGAAAAAUAUAUCGAUAACGAAAAUGAUGAUGGCCAAGAUGGUGAUGUAAAUGAUCGCACCAAAGAAACAGCAAUCGAUUACUCAGACUGUGGUUUGUGGCCAAUUCAUCGCAACAUUCAAUUUGUUGAUUAUGUAAUUAAUAUAGGUGCAAUACAAGUGAAUUUGGACACAUAUCCACGCGAUAAUAGAAGACGACAUUUUUCAAAUGCUUAUUACAACCGAAAACUUUCAAAUGGUGAGGUUAUUUCACGACGUUGGCUUGUGUACUCAGUUUCUAAAGAUGCGGUAUUUUGUUUUUGCUGCAAACUUUUUGAUUUUAACAUGAAUUUAAAGUUAAACGGAAAUGGAUUCAAUAAAUGGAAGAAUUCAACAGAAGCAUUAAAAAUUUACGAAAAUGGUAAGUCACACAGAAUUGCUUAUCGACUAUGGAUUGAGACAGAAAUACGAAUGAAAGCUGGUGAAACUAUUGAUAAACAAGAACAAAAACUAAUCGAAAAGGGCAGUUUAAGGUAGCGAAGUGUUCUUGAACGAUUGAUGAACAUUACUUUAUACUUGGCAACAAAUAAUAUGGCCUUCAGAGGUUCUUCUGAUAAAUUGUGUGCAGUUAAUAACGGCAAAUUUUUAGGAUUGGUACAAUUACUCGCUAAAUUUGAUCCUAUCAUGUUAAACCACGUCACGCUAGCUCUUAAAGGAGAUAUUUCUGAUCAUUACUGUACUUCACGCUGGAAUGUUUUACUUAGUCAUACAACAAACUUCACUCUUACACGAUUAUGCGACACUCGUUGGGAAGCCAAAAUUGAGAGCCUCAAAGCUAUCCGAUACCAAAUAAGCAGCGUACAUGAUGCUUUAAUUACUAUAUAUGAAACUGAAACCAAAACUCCCGAUAUUGCACACGAAGCGCAAACAUUAGCAGAACAAUUAAAAGACUAUAGUUUUUUAGUUUCUUUAAUUGCAUGGUACAAUGUACUAUUCCAAAUAAACGUUGUUAGUAAAGCAAUGCAAGCCAAAGACAUGGAUCUAGUACAGUGCGCUGAAAUGUUGAAAAAAUGCAUCACAUUUUUGGAAAAUUACAGAACGUUUGGCUUUAAACAAGCAACGGUUGAUGCCAAAGAGUUAGCUGAAGAGUUGAACAUCGAUGGAAUAUUUAGGCCGCUUAAAAGAGUGCGACGAGUGAAACGUCAUUAUGAUGAAAAUGCUUUUGACGAACCAAUUCAAAAUCCCGAGAAGAAACUUGAAGUGACAUUUUUUAAUCCUUUAUUAGAUACAUGUCUGUCGUCAAUAAAUGAAAGAUUUGAACAACUUAAUGAAUAUGUAAAUAUAUGGAGUUUUUUAUUUAAUUUGGAUAAUUUGCCCAUCAAGAAUGAACUUUUAAAAUUGUGUAAACAAUUACAAGAAAAAUUAACUGUAAAUACAAAAUCAGAAAUCGAUGGUGCUUUGCUAUGCGACGAACUAAUAAGUGUGCAGUUUUUUAUAAAAGAUAAAUUAAGCAAUGUUGAAAAUGAAAUAAAUACAAAAGAGAUGACACCAUUUUUUGUACUGAACCUUAUUAAAAAACAUUGUCUACAAGAGUUAUAUUCAAAUACAUGGAUUGUUCUGCGCAUUCUUCUUACAAUACCUGUUACUGUUGCUAGUGGAGAACGUAGUUUUUCUAAACUGAAGUUAAUCAAAACAUAUUUAAGAAAUACCAUGUUGCAAGAUCGACUUAAUUCUCUAUCUAUGUUAUCAAUCGAGCAAGAUAUAGCUGAAAAUUUAUAUUUUUCUAGUUUGAUAAGAGAUUUUGCGGACAAAAAAGCUAGAAAAGUUAGAUUUUAAAAUUUAAUAACUCUUGUUUAUAUAGUUAGAGGAUUUAUUAUAUGUUUAAUAAAAACAUUUGUUAUUUUUAAAGCA